UAGUUGACAUGGCUCCCCCGGCCUCGUUCCAAUCAAAUUCGGGCCCAGACGUUCUAGAAAUCACAACUACUGAUGUCCUCUCGGAAUGAUGUUGCCUGCAUUCCACCCCCGCCCUUAUCUUUUCAGCUAAGUUUAUGGCUACCAUCCACAUUCAGACGUGUACAAUGUUCGAGUGCUGUCUGACGCGACGCCCUUUGACACGCACGGGACAAGUCGCUUGACAGGCAGCCAAGGCGACAGUUUUUGCAGGCAAUACUGUUUCAACCGGUCUCUAGACUUAUUCCCAUUUAAGGAAAACGCGUCUGGGAUAAAGCUACGAGGCUUUAACUUAGUUCUCGGCCAGCAUUUCAAGGGAAAGCCAGUGAAAAACUACACUCCGAGACCCUUGUUUAGCUUCUAGCCUUCGCCCCGCCCCACUCUUUGCGCAUGCGACAGUCGACCUAGAUCAUUGGUUGAGCGAAUGAGACUAAGUGGGCACCGUGAUUGGGCGGGUCUAAAUUCCGCACGCUGUGAUUGGUCCGUAGAAAGAUCGCGGCGCGCGCGCGGGAGCGAGCUUUGAAAGUUGAGCACGGCGGACGGGAGCCGGUUCCUCCAGUAUCAUGGUGGCGCUGCGGGGCCUAGGGAGCGGCCUGCAGCCCUGGUGCCCGGUGGAUCUCAACCUCGAAUGGGUGGAUUCAGUGUGGGAACAUGAUUUCACAGAGACAGAGCCACUGGAUCCCAACAUUGAGGCAGAGAUCAUAGAGACUGGACUGAGUACAUUCACCAAUCUCUAUGAAAACCUUUUUCCCUUUGCUACUGAAGAACAUGCGUCUUCAGAGAACAUUUGGACCUUCUUCAUUGAGAAUAAUAUUUCUCAUAGUAUGCUGGUGGCAUUAUUCCAUCACUUUAUCCAGGUAGCACAUAAGAAAAAUGCCAGUGUACAGCAUCGAGAGUAUGGCCUUCAUGCUGCUGGGCUUUAUUUUCUGCUACUAGAAAUACCUGGCAGUGUCGCCAAUCAAAUAUUCCACCCAGUGAUGUUUGAUAAGUGCAUUCAGAUUCUCAAGAAGAGCUGGCCUCAGGAAUAUAACUUGAAUAGGAAAAGAAAGAAAGAACCCACUAAGAACUCUCAGGAUAAUACAAGAAGCAAUAGAAAAAGAGGAAGACCGUUCAGGAAAGAUGAUACUGAGAUGGAUGAACUUAUAGAAGAUGAAGAUGAAGAAAGUAUAUAUUUUUCUGCCCGGGACCUUUCUCAAAUUCGAAAUGCCAUAUUUCACCUUUUGAAGAAUUUUUUAAGGCUUCUGCCCAAGUUUUCUCUCAAAGAAAAGCCACAGAGUAUGCAGACUUGUAUAGAGGUCUUUGUUGCAUUAACUAAUAUUGAGUCAAUUUCUCAUGAAUUUCAUGCUACACAAGCCAGAAAUGUUAAUGAUGCAAACUGCAUAGCAGAACUGGCCUAUCAUGGAUUGUAUUUGCUGUGCUCUCCAACUCAUGGAGAAGGAAAUAAGGUUAUUGCCUGUAUUUUUCAUCAACUGCUAAAUGUAAUACUGAUGUUAGGAGUAGGCAAAAGAUCUCAUCACGCCCCGCUGACUAUUACAUCACAAGUCAUCAAUCAAAAAAAUCAAGCAGUCCGGUUUAUCAGUGCUCUUGUGGAUGAACUGAAGGAAAGUAUAUUCCCAGUCCUUCACAUUUUGCUGCAACACAUCUGUGCCAAGGUGGUAGAUAAAUCAGAGUAUCGGACCUCUGCAGCCCAGUCCCUGGUCCAGCUGUUGAGUAAACUUCCUUGUGGAGAAUAUGCUACCUUCAUUUCCUGGCUUUACAAAUACUCACGAAGUUCCAAGAUCCCACACCGAGUUUUUACUCUCGAUGUUGCCCUAGCUCUCUUAGAGCUUCCUGAAAGAGAAGCGGAUGACACUGUCUCUCUGGAGUAUCAGAAGCUCCUAAAGCAUAAGUUCCUGGUGCAAGAGAUUAUGUUUGAUCGUUGUUUAGACAGAGCACCUACGGUCCGCAGUAAGGCACUGUCCAGCUUUGCACAUUGUCUGGAUUUGUCUGUGAACAGCGCAUCUGAGACUGUGCUGGAGCUUCUCGUUAGCAAUCCUUUAGUUUCAAGACUAGACAGUGACUCUGGUGCCUUACUGAAAAGUUCAUCAGGUUUUUGCUAUCGGAAGCAGACGUUUACCACUUGUGAACCCUCUGGGGAGGUGAACACAAACAACAGUGAGAAAGCUGGGUCUGAGGAGAGAUGUGUCCCAGCGAUGUUGAGGAUGAGGAUCAAGGAUGAGAAGAUCAAUGUCAGGAAGUGUGCACUCCAGGUGUUGGUGAGUGUUCUGAAACACUGUGACAUCUUGGGUAUGGAGGAGGACCUGUCAAUCCUGCAGAACCACUGUCGGGACCCUGCAGUGUCUGUCCGGAAGCAGGCCUUACAGUCUCUUACUGAGCUGCUUUUGGCACAACCAAAAUGUGUGUUGAUCCAAAAGGCCUGGCUGGAGGGCAUCAUUCCAGUGGUGAUAGACUCUGAGAGCACUGUGCAGGAGAAGGCCCUCGAGUGCCUGGACCAGCUCCUGCUUCAGCACAUCAAGCAUCCCAGCAAGUUUCAUGCUGGGGAUAGCAGCCAGGUGCUUGCAUGGGCACUUCUUACUCUCCUUACCACAGAGAGCCAGGAACUGACGCGCUAUUUAAAUAGGGCUUUUCAUAUAUGGUCUAAGCAGGACAAGUUCUCAGGCACGUUUAUCAACAACGUGGUAUCUCACACUGGCACGGAGCGCUCCGCACCUGCCUGGAUGCUGCUGUCCAAGAUUGCCUCCUCGUCACCCCAACUGGACCACAGGAGAAUAAUGCAGGCCUGGGGGACAGUCAGCAGUCAGCAGAAUCCCAAUUCUAACACCUUAGGACAUAUAUUGUGUGUCAUUGGACAUAUUGCAAAGCAUCUUCCUAAGAGCAUACGGGACGAGGUAACUGGUGUUAUCAAGUGCAAGCUGAAUGGAUUUCAUUGGUCUCUCGAGGGGAUAAGCUCGGCUGUUGAUACUUUGCAGAUGCUAUGUAGAGCAUCUGCAAGUUCGCCCGCGGAAGAACAGGAGCUGAUGAAGCAGGUGUGCAGGGAUGUGCUCUCCACCUGUGAGCACCACCUCUCCAACAUCCUUCUGAAGGAGGAUGGCGCCACCACUGUGGAGGAAGACCUGUUGGUGAAAUACAUUUUUACCCUGGGAGACGUCGCUCAGCUGUGUCCAUCCAGAGUGGAGAAGAGAAUCUUUCUUCUGGUUCAGUCCAUCCUGGCCUCUUCCACUGACGGAGAUCAUUUGCCAGCAUCGCAAGGUACCAGUGAUGCCCCACCUGCACAGCCAGUCUCUAAGGCCAGAGGCUCGGUCAUGCCCUCCGUGAUCAGGGCGCAUGCCAUCAUCACCUUAGGUAAGCUCUGCCUGCAGAAUGAGGACCUGGCCAAGGAGAGCAUCCCAGCCCUUGUGCGAGAGCUCGAGGUGUGUGAGGAUGUGGCCAUUCGCAACAACGUCAUCAUUGUGAUGUGUGAUCUUUGUAUCCGAUACACAGUCAUGGUGGACAAGUACAUUCCCAACAUCUCCAUUUGUCUGAAGGAUUCAGACCCCUUUAUCCGAAAGCAGACUCUCUUCUUGCUUACCAACCUCUUGCAGGAGGAGUUUGUGAAAUGGAAAGGCUCUCUGUUCUUUCACUUUGUCAGCACACUGAUCGAUUCACAACCAGAUGUUGCCAGUUUGGGGGAGUUCUGCCUGGCUCACUUGCUACUGAAGAGGAACCCCACCAUGUUUUUCCAGCACUUUAUUGAGUGUAUAUUCCACUUCAACAACUAUGAGAAGCAUGAGAAGUAUAACAAAUUCCCCCAGUCCGAAAGAGAGAAGCGGCUGUUUUCACUGAAGGGAAAGACCAACAAGGGGAGGCGAAUGAGAAUCUACAAGUUUCUUCUAGAGCACUUCACAGAUGAGCAGCGAUUCAAUAUCACUUCCAAAAUCUGCCUUAGUAUUUUGGCAUGCUUUGCUGAUGGCAUCUUACCCCUGGACACAGAGGCCAGUGAAUUGCUUUCAGAUACAUUCGACGUCCUCAGCUCAAAGGAGAUCAAGCUUUUGGCAAUGAGAGCUAAACCAUGCAAGGACCUCCUUAUGGAAGAAGAUGACAUGGCUUUGGCAAAUGUGGUCAUGCAGGAGGCCCAAAUAAAGCUCAUUUCACAGGUUCAAAAGAGGAAUUUCAUAGAAAACAUUAUUCCAAUUAUCAUCUCCCUAAAGACUGUGCUGGAGAAAAAAAAGAUCCCAGCUUUACGAGAACUCAUGAACUAUCUCAGGGAAGUGAUGCAAGAUUACCGAGAUGAAAUCAAGGAUUUCUUUGCAGUUGACAAACAACUGGCAUCUGAACUGGAGUAUGACAUGAAGAAAUACAACGAACAACUGGCCCAGGAGCAAGAGCUAGCAAAGCAGGCUGAUGUUGGUCCUGGCUCAGAAGUCAUGCCAGCUCCCGCUGGCCAAGAAAAUGCUGCCGUGCCCCCAGCUGCAAGCCAGCCCUCAACACCUAGAUCUGGCACUGUUCACGCACCACCUUUGCCUCCCACACCUGAAGCUGGGCCUCUGAAGAUGUUAAUUCCCAGUGCAAGGCGCAUGUCCCUGAGCACCAUCGCCAUCCUGAAUUCGGUCAAGAAAGCUGUGGAGUCCAAGAGUAAACAUCGCAACCAGAGCUCAGGAGUUCCUCCCUUUACUUUAAUGUCGGAAAGCCCAGAGAAACCGGGCAGCCGGGCACCUUCCUACAGCUUGGAGCAAGAGUCUGAUGGUGCUAUCAAGCAGUUGCGGGCAAUCAGUACUCCUGAGAGACCCAUCACGGACGUCACCUUCGGAGCAGGGGUCAGUUACAUAGGGACGCCACAGACUCCUUUCCCAGCCAAAGAGAAAAUUGAAGUCCAGAAUCAAGGAGACGACAUUUUGUGUCUAUCACUGCCUGAUAAAGCGACUCCACCACCUCCGCAGUGGAACGUGAAGUCUCUAGGCCAGACCGAAGGCCACCCAAGCUCCAGCAGGAGGUCCAGAAAGGCCCCCCUGAAAGCAGCUAACUGAACAAAGGCACCGAGGCCUGUGUCUGGGAAGGCAAGAGGCCUCGAGGGAGCCUUCUGUGUCCUGUGUGUGGAAAGGCAGAGGGGUUGGGCUCUCCACCUCACCCCCCAUCGUGCUGCCCUCCUGUACAGAGCAACUGUGUGGUCAGCAUGCUUGCCCAGCAAAGCUGUGUUUAUCUUUAAGACACAUGGCCAAACUUUGUAAAAUUGACAAACUGCAGAUUUCAGAUUUUUUACCCUGAAGUUAAUCUAUUUAGUAUUAUAACUUUGGAUGUCAAAUCCACUGUGAUAAAUUGGUCUUUCAGGAAUACAACUUCUUUUAUAUAAAUGAAGCUCCUAUCCGCUUAUUUGAAUUCCUUAUAGUACAUAUUUUCCCAGAUCCAUUGACACAAAUUUGAAUGUAUUAUUUUUUCUAUUAUUUAUAAUUGCUGAGUUACAAGAAGUGUACAGCUUUCUAAUAAAAGUUAUGCAUAAAUAUA
Molecule: messenger RNA, 5514 nt
Organism: Perognathus longimembris pacificus (Pacific pocket mouse)
Lineage: Eukaryota; Metazoa; Chordata; Mammalia; Rodentia; Heteromyidae
Gene: Ncapd3
Product: non-SMC condensin II complex subunit D3
Exons: 35
Coding region: 600-5039 (1479 amino acids)
Biological process (GO): mitotic chromosome condensation; meiotic chromosome condensation
Cellular component (GO): condensin complex; condensed chromosome, centromeric region
Molecular function (GO): histone binding
Source: RefSeq, a predicted model, not a curated record